AUGAGGGAGCUUUGGGCCUUUUUGGUCCUGUCCAUAUGGAGUCUGCUCCUAUGGAGCGACCACGGCUUCGCCAAACCAGUCAGCCAGAUCCUGGCAGCCCGGCAAAACCGUCUAUCACCCAGCCAAGAGGCAAGCCACUUCCCAACACCGGCCCUGCUCGAGCACGACAAGAGGUCACCAGGCGGUUUUGUCUCCAAGCUACCCGGUCUGGGAAGCGACGGCCCGAAAUACGUGUUCCGAGGCGUCAGGGGCAUGCCGCCAGCCGAAAUCAAAAGGAGAGGCGGCCUGCUGCCCAACAACGGCAACCCACGGAGCCUGUCGUCCGACGCGUACAAGCUGGUCCACCACCUGCACGACGCCAAAAACGUCCACGGCAAGGACUCGGCCUACGUGUCGACGACGACGUCGUUUGAGGUGGCCGCCUGGUUCGCCCAGCCGGGCGGCUACGUCUACGUCAUCAAGACGACGCCCAACAUGGUGCCCGUCGAGUCCUCGGUCGUCCCCUACCCGCUCCGCUGGGAGAGGGAGUACUCGGCCCUGGGCGGCGUCGUGUUUGAGCAGAUCGCCGAGUGCGUCCAGCUGCCGGCCAACAUGAAGCCUGAUUUCAUCGACGUUGUCAAGGCCAAGGACGCGUCCAAGAACAUGGACCAGUAUCGAGACUUGGUCAAGCAGGGCGUGCUCAAAUCCGAGAACAGCGAGCUUCAGUACGACAAGAAGAGGUUCGGCAAGAUGUCUGCCAGCGCGGGGCAGCCGCAGCUGGCCGGCCACAAAGCCGGGGCUGCCGAUUGGGACAAGGCCCCCUACGACAAGCUCGACAGGGACAAGCCGACGUGGGAGUACGCCCACGAGUUUAUGGAAUCUAUCGGCGCGGGCCAGGGUUGGUCCGACAAGUUUCCGCUCUUCCAGAACCCGGAGCACGAGGCCAAGAUAAAGGCGGAUCAAAAGGCGAAGCAAGAGAGGCAGCAACAACAAGAGCAGCCAGCACUGAGCACAUCAGAAGACGUCGCCCCCGUCGAACAAGAGUCCUCGACGGGCAUGGGCCUCGGCGAGUUCCUAUACGACAUAUCGCCCGCGAAGCCCUUUGGCGACCUAGUCGAAGCCAUUCGAACCGACGAGCCCGUUUCGGCCGGGGAGUGGCUCGGGAUCCUCGGCGACAUCGGCCUCGAGGUGCUAGCCUGGACGCCGACGCCGGCCGCUGUCGGGGUCCGCGCGCUGAGGUUUGCCAGGACCGGAUACAAGGCCUCGCAGGCCAUCAAAAGGGGCGUGGAUGUGGCCAGGUCGGCCACCAGGGUGGUCAAGGAGGCCCGCCGCAUCUCGGCCCGCCUCGACGCCAAGCUGGAGACGGUCGAGGUCAAGGUCCCGACGUCACCGUCGACGCCGCCCGUCACGCAGCCCGUCGCCAGGAUUGCCAAGAUCGCCGACAAGGUCAAGGUGCCCAAGACGGCCGCGCCGGCGUCGGCCGAGGGCGCUUCGGGCUCGGGGCUCAGCCCCAAGAAAAUGGACCAGCUGCUGGAAGAGCUCCAGAAUCUCCACGUCCACGACGAGCCCAUUGUGCCCGUCAUGAUGGAAGUCGUUAAGAAUGCAGGCAAGAGGGUCAAGUUGCCUAAGCAGCCGGUGCCCAUGCUUGCCGAGCGCAGCGCCCUGGGCUCAGCUGGCCAGUCUCUGGCCGACCGGCUGCAAGAGUGGGCGGCGACCAAGGAACGUGGUGAAAAGGCUCCCCUGAAACUCCUUCUCGACAUUAUCGAGGGAGUCAACAAGAAGCUGGGCGCUGGCGAGGGAGAGCAGGAAUCCUUUCUAGACAACGACUUGCUCUGGGGCAUGUUCGAAGCCAAGUUCAACAACAUGACUCUGGAGGCAGAGCGAGAGCCCAGACACUCGGUUACCAUGGUGGGAUGA
This is a messenger RNA of Hirsutella rhossiliensis, 1896 nucleotides long. RefSeq names its product heat-labile enterotoxin alpha chain domain-containing protein. NCBI's taxonomy places the organism in Eukaryota, Fungi, Ascomycota, Sordariomycetes, Hypocreales, Ophiocordycipitaceae. The coding region runs from base 1 to 1896 and encodes 631 amino acids. The record is from RefSeq and is a predicted model, not a curated record. The transcript has a single exon. Gene Ontology annotation, molecular function: toxin activity.